AUGGACUUCAACAACAUCGUGAUGUCCGAGAAUGGCGAGAGACCAAGACACUACCCGGGUUUUCACCAAACAGACAUUGUCCGGGCACAAUCUUUAGACAGGCUUGAGUACCUUGCAUCUCAAGAAAAGCCCUUCUUCUUGACGAUAGCCCCUACCGUUCCACAUGAGAACUACAACUUCUACGCUCCAGUCCCACUUCUUCGACACAAGGGUCUCUUUCCAAACGUCACUUCUCCAAAACCUCCCAACUGGAACCCCCCAGAUGAACUUCAAAUGCAAAAGUCCAAUUGGAUGAAGAAAUUACGCCAAUUGAACGAGACAGAAAUAGCGCAAGGUGAUUGGCUCUUCCGCCAGAGAAUCGAGUCACUUCAGGGAGUGGACGAGAUUAUUGAAGAUGUCGUGCAGCUGCUGGAGGACAAGCAAAUCAUUGAAAACACCUACAUCAUCUACACCACAGACAACGGCUGGACGAUCGGGGCCAACCGUGUCGCAGCCGGUAAAGCCACCCCGUACGCAGACGACACGAACCUCCCAUUUGUUGUCCGCGGCCCUGGCGUGCCCAGCGGCGUCAAAUCUUCUCUCCCCGGAUCACAUGUCGAUCUCGCUCCAACAUUUCUUGAAAUUGCUGGAGUCAAACCCGAAGACUUUCCUCCAUUUCUCGAUGGUCGCAGUCUCUUUGACCAAUGGCUUCAGCCUGACUCAGGCUACGAGAGCCAGAACCAAGAAGGUGGCAGGGAGUUGCUGAACGUGGAGUUCUGGGGCUCCAGAAUCAUUGAGGCGCCCGCUGCGUCUGAAGUUGGAACGAUUCUAAACAACAGCUACAAGACUCUGCGGUUGGAUGACCCUUACGAACUCGUCAAUCUGAUAAACUCCACUGACACCUCACAUCAGCGACUGCUCACCCGCCUCAAUGCGAUCCUCCUGGUCACCAAGUCCUGCACCCAGAGAACCUGUCGCGACCCCUGGACCGUCCUGCAACCACCCAAUUCUUCCCAAAUCACGACGCUCACUGAAGCCCUAUCUUCCGAUCAGGACGCCUUCUUCGCUUCUAUACCGCAAGUUCACUUUAAUGAGUGCAUGCAGUACCAGUACAUCCCCAACGAAGGUCCCUUCUACCCUUCGAGUGCGGAGGAAGGAUUGAGCAAAUUCCGGCAAUCGACAGACAACUUUGUGGAGACCAGCGCAGUCAAGGUCAUCAAGCCGGAUCUCACCAAAUUUUACGGCGGACCUGAGCAGAGGAAUGUCAAAUGGGCAGAGAUACUUGCGGCUUCGAGGCCGCUAACGGGCGAGGAACUUGGAUCAAGCGUGGAUUCGAGAAGUUUCGAAGAGCGUGAUAUCCUGGAAUGGUACAACUGA
Messenger RNA from Colletotrichum gloeosporioides, 1356 nucleotides. RefSeq names its product Arylsulfatase. Lineage: Eukaryota; Fungi; Ascomycota; Sordariomycetes; Glomerellales; Glomerellaceae. The transcript is spliced from 4 exons. Bases 1 to 1356 code for a protein of 451 amino acids. The record is from RefSeq and is a predicted model, not a curated record. Gene Ontology annotation, molecular function: glycosaminoglycan binding; N-acetylglucosamine-6-sulfatase activity.